Messenger RNA from Xiphophorus maculatus (southern platyfish), 1199 nucleotides. RefSeq names its product exosome component 4 (gene exosc4). Bases 39 to 776 code for a protein of 245 amino acids. Gene Ontology annotation, biological process: U4 snRNA 3'-end processing; poly(A)-dependent snoRNA 3'-end processing; rRNA catabolic process. The record is from RefSeq and is a predicted model, not a curated record. Lineage: Eukaryota; Metazoa; Chordata; Actinopteri; Cyprinodontiformes; Poeciliidae. Gene Ontology annotation, cellular component: nuclear exosome (RNase complex); cytoplasmic exosome (RNase complex); nucleolus. The transcript has 3 exons.
CGUGGGUUGUAUAGCGUUGCUGUGAAGCUUACGGAAACAUGGCGGGCUUGGAGCUGCUCUCUGAUCAGGGAUACCGCCUGGAUGGAAGAAAAUCCACCGAACUACGGAAAGUUCAGGCCCGUAUGGGAGUGUUUGCCCAGGCUGACGGGUCUGCUUAUUUAGAGCAAGGAAACACCAAGGCUCUGGCUGUGGUCUACGGUCCGCACGAGAUGCGGGGCUCCAGAAGUCGGGCUCUUCACGAUCGAGCUGUCAUCAAUUGCCAGUACAGCAUGGCCACGUUCAGCACAGCUGAGAGGAAGAGGAGACCACAUGGAGAUCGCAAAUCCACCGAGAUGAGUCUCCACCUGAAGCAGACGUUUGAAGCUGCUGUGAUGACCCAGCUCUUCCCACGCUCUCAGAUAGACAUCUAUGUGAAGAUUCUGCAGUCAGAUGGAGGGAACUACAGUGUAUGUGUGAAUGCUGCCACAUUGGCAGUCAUUGAUGCAGGCAUCCCCAUGAGAGACUAUGUCUGCGCCUGCACCGUAGGUUUUGUCGACGAGACUCCCCUUGCCGACCUUUGCUAUGCUGAGGAGAGCGGAGGAGUGAGUUCUCUGGCUUUGGCACUGCUGCCCCGAGGAGGACAGAUUGCUCUCGUUCAGAUGGAUGCUCGACUUCAUCAGGACCACCUGGGAACUCUGAUUGAAGCCGCAAUGACUGCUUGUAAAUGUGUGAGCAAGGUGUUGGAUGAGGUGGUGAGGCAGCACCUCCAAGAAACGUCGGUGCUCUCCAGAGAGUAACAUCUGCACUGGGAUUCUGAAAGAAACUGUUUGCUUUCAUUUAUUUCAUUAGAAGCGUUUCUUUAUACUUUUGUACAUAAAUAAGCUUAACAAUUAAGAAGUCAGUUGCUUGCUUUUUGUAUAUGAUCUCUGAAUAAAUCAUUUGUUUUAUGAGAUUGUUUAGAUGGACGGGAGCAAAAUGCAAAUUGGUAUGAGAAGCAGUUGAAAAUGCCGUAAAAAAUGUGUCUACAGCUAUCUUGUAGUCAUAUUUUUGUCAGUUUAUUAUUUGCUCUCCCUCAAGCCAACAAAGCCAUUUCUGUGCCAAUUUGCUGAGGCAGGAAUUGAUCUUUUAAGUAUUUUGUUUUUGCCUCUGUCCUUUUAAUCCAGAGGGGUUGUACUUUGUUGUUGAAGUUGCAGAAACACAAUAAAUGUAAUGCCUUGUUC